AUGACGGUCGAUAACACCGCCUUUAGAACCGCUGUCGGCAUUGCUGGAAAUGUAAUCUCUUUCGGCCUGUUUCUUUCCCCAUUCCCAACAAUGAUGAAAAUACACAAGCAAAAAUCAGUACAAGCGUUCAGGCCUGAUCCAUACUUAGCCACUGUUCUGAACUGCAUUAUGUGGAUGUUCUACGGUUCCCCCGCUGUCACACAAGACAAUCUAUUGGUUAUUACUAUCAACGUCGCAGGUUUCAUCAUGGAGAUCGGCUAUGUUACCGUCUUCUUAAUCUAUUCUCCCUGGGCAAAGCGCAAGAAGAUUAUGCUGGUUCUUCUAGUUGAAGUAGUAUUCGCAGCUGUUGUGAUUUUCAUUACCUUGUUUUUCUUCCAUACCCUUAAAGAUAGAGCUAUGAUCGUGGGCAUUGUGUGUAUCGUCUUCAAUGUAAUUAUGUACACUUCUCCUUUAACAGUCAUGAAAAUGGUGAUCAACACCAAGAGCGUCAAGUACAUGCCGUUUACUCUCUCAUUAACCAACUUCUUGAAUGGUUGCGUCUGGGUUCUUUAUGCCAUUCUUAAAGCAGAUCCAUACGUCUUGAUACCCAAUCUUUUAGGAACAAUAUCUGGCAUAGUGCAGCUCGUAUUAUAUGCAACGUACUAUCAAACGACAAGUUGGGACCAGGACGAUGAAGAAGAUAGACCACCAGAGGUUCAACUCUCCAGCGCUUGAUAUAUCAAUGUAAAGACAAAUUGGCCCUUCUUGACAAUUCGACCGUGAAAUGUGCUG
Molecule: messenger RNA, 771 nt
Organism: Mangifera indica (mango)
Lineage: Eukaryota; Viridiplantae; Streptophyta; Magnoliopsida; Sapindales; Anacardiaceae
Product: bidirectional sugar transporter SWEET5-like
Exons: 6
Coding region: 1-714 (237 amino acids)
Biological process (GO): carbohydrate transport
Cellular component (GO): membrane
Molecular function (GO): sugar transmembrane transporter activity
Source: RefSeq, a predicted model, not a curated record